GAGCAUACUGCUUGAGGAUGUGCAACAAGUUUUCACUGUGCCAGAUUCAGCAAAACAUAUGGAGGACUAUACGUUGCCACAAGUGCCAGUUGAUAUAGCAGCACAGGUCAAGACUGUGAAAAAUGGAAAUGUUCCAGAAAUGCUCAGAAGAAGAAUAAUUGACUGGCUUACUUACGAUCUAUCAUUACGUGGAAUGUACCCAAAAAGGCUCUAUGCAACUGCAGCAAGAUGCCUUGUGGCAUUGUACCCACAGCUGAAAGACAGCUCAGACAGUGGCCAUUUUUCCUGGUUUCUAUCUUUGAAAAACAAAUUUAAGAAUCUUCGGAAACGGAUGCCACCCGGAUGUCCCGAAGUUGAUGCACAAAAGGCAAAAAGGGCACGGAAGCCUUUGGCUGAUGUUAGUAAUCAAGCAAACCAGCAGCCAUUCUGCCAUGAGACUGCUGUCGCACCUGUCUUUGAAAUGGAUGAAGUUUUUGUGACAGAGGCCAUAAAUUUCAUGAAGAAAGAGCUUUCAACUAGAAACCCAAAUAUGGAAAAGGUGAAAGAUGCCAUGGACAAAACGUGCAAGGCUAGAAGGAAAUGCCUAGAAGGGGAUAAAAUGAGUGUAAAGGAAUUCGUGGCAUUAUAUCCUGCAUUGACGCUUGAAAGAGAAAUGUCAGAGGAAUCGGUGCCCUCGUUCUGCUGCCAUUCCUUUUGAGUGAACGAGGAGAUGACAUUUUUGCCCCAUUGGUUGACGGAAGGACCCACACGUAUCCAACUCUUGUUUACUCUGGUAGAAGCAUCCUCUCUUCAGACGCUUUAACUGUAACAUUUGAAAAUGUUCAGAUUGAUGUCCUUGAUGUAACCGCUGGUAUGGCAUUAGUGUUCUCAAUGUAUUGGGCAUACAACAUUCAGUAUGUGCCA
This is a messenger RNA of Rhipicephalus sanguineus (brown dog tick), 903 nucleotides long. RefSeq lists its product as uncharacterized. The transcript has 6 exons. The coding region runs from base 59 to 697 and encodes 212 amino acids. Lineage: Eukaryota; Metazoa; Arthropoda; Arachnida; Ixodida; Ixodidae. The record is from RefSeq and is a predicted model, not a curated record.